AUGAUUUUCGAAAUCAAAUUUUUUUUGAUAGUUCAAUGUUUAAUUUUGAAAAAUUUAUUUGCAAAUCCAAUUUCAAUUUUGCCUGAAUCUAAACAGGUAAAUGGAACUAUUCAAAAUAAUGAAUUGAACUUCACAAAAAUUGAAUCCAACGUAAUUAAUUAUUUUAUUAGUCAAGAAAUUCAAAGUAAUUCAACAGACUUAAUCCAAUUUAUUAACCCAAGUAACGAUGAUUCAAAAAAUUUAAUUAAAACUCAGCUAGAUACCGGUCCGAUUACAACAGAAGAUUUUUUAAAAAAUUUAGCAACAUUGUCAGCUUUUUUUGCUACAACAUUCACUUCAACUCAUAUUGCAAUUGAUAAAUGUAUAAAGGCAUCAGUGCAGCUAACACUAACAGCUGGAUUAUAUUCACACUCAAUUUAUGGCUGUGGAUUGGCUUCAUUAGCUACUGCCUGUUUAUUUCCAGGAUUAUUAAUUAAUUCAUAUUAUUUUAUGGGAAAAACAAGAAGAUACUAUAAUGAUUAUAAUAAUCCAAACUAUGAUGAUAAUGAUGAUUAUAUUAGUUAUUAUGAUGAUGAUUAUUCCUUUAAACGAUUAAAUAUGAAUCGCUUAUUUUUGCAAUUUGAUCAUCAGCUUGGUACUAAUUUCUCAAACUCGAUAAAGCCAUCAAAACCAAAAAUAAGCAAUAAAGAAAUAACAACAAACUCGUUUUCAAUAACAGACAAAUUAUUUGGGGAUUUCAAUCACUAUUCAACAAAACAAAACUUUCAUAAUGAAUUUGAAGUUGAGCUUUCUGUCUCGAGAGUUAAAAAUAAUAAACUAGAAUUUUCAACAACAAUCACACCCUUGCAAACCAAAAACAAUGGACUAUCCAGCUUUUUGAAAAUUGUAGGCAAUAAAAAUAAAAAAAACAAGUCAAUUCCACAAGAAUCAAAUUGGAGCUAUAGAGUCAAAUUCACAAUUGAUAAAAUAAACGAUGAAAAUCAUACAAAUCGACAUAUUAGUUUUAGAAAAACAGUUUCGAAAAUAAUUUUAGGAGCAUAUGAGAUUCUAAAAACUAGAAAUAUAUCCAAGGUUGGUUUAUCAUAUAUGAAAAAGUUUAAAGACUCUGCUGAUUUUGAUGUUUCUAUUGUAUAUGAGUUGAAGCAGGUUUCGUAG
This is a messenger RNA of Ascoidea rubescens DSM 1968, 1155 nucleotides long. RefSeq lists its product as uncharacterized. Bases 1 to 1155 code for a protein of 384 amino acids. The record is from RefSeq and is a predicted model, not a curated record. NCBI's taxonomy places the organism in Eukaryota, Fungi, Ascomycota, Saccharomycetes, Ascoideales, Ascoideaceae. The transcript has a single exon.